This is a messenger RNA of Caenorhabditis angaria, 5607 nucleotides long. NCBI's taxonomy places the organism in Eukaryota, Metazoa, Nematoda, Chromadorea, Rhabditida, Rhabditidae. The record is from the annotation of a GenBank genome assembly.
AUGGAGUGUUUUUUCGAAUUAGAAAAAGAGGACGAUGGUUGCGUGAGUACUUUCAUUUUUUUUUUGUUUAUGUUGAUCUUUAACUUCAAAUUAGUUGUAUUUUUGAAAAUUGUUAUUUUGAAGUGGCAGCAAAACAAUUUUUCAAUAUCUAUUGUUUGUGUCAAAAAAUUUUUAAUAUAGCCAGAAGAAAAUUGGCUUCGCCAUUUUUAAAUGCAUUUCAAAUGAGUUUAUUUUUUUCUCUCUCGAAAAAAUUCAAUUUUUCCCUUGAACAUCUUUAUUUUGUUGAAAAAAUCAUCAAUCAAAAUUUCGAUGAUUGCAAUAAUUGAAAAUGAUAGUUCUUUUUUCGAUUUUUUUUGUGGUUUACUCCACCGCAUCCAAAUCUUUAUAUCUCUGCGUCUCUUCCAUUCCUCUGCGUCUUGUUUACUUUUUUUACACCCCGACUCAUUGUGUUAUUCCCUCUCUCCUUGUGUUUUUGUGUUUUUGUUGAUUGGUGUUACUAGAACUAUGACAACCUAACUUUAUUGACAAUAAUAUUCGUAAUAUUUAAACCAUUUAUUAUAUCCAGAAUCAAUGGAUUUAUGAACUGGUUUUAGAAAGAAAAAAAAGAUAAUCGUUUAUCCUCUUUUCUGUUUCAUUUUUCCCCCGAUGAUUUUAUGUUAUAGAAACUUUUUUCCUCAAAAAAACAUAAUAAUGACUCAUAGAAGUCUUCCCAAAACAAAACGCCCUUGAAAAUGAAAUUUUGUGUUGAUAAAAAAACACAAAUCACUUCUUAUCAUUUCGCAAAGUUUUUGUACUUGUUUAGUUAGCCAAACUAUUUUUCAUUUCAUCCUAAUAUUUGUCUACAUGUGCUCUCUUUAUGAAUUGAUUUCUUUCCUGUUUACAUAACAAUGUUCCCUUUCGAUUUUCCGGUCAUUUUCUCACGAAAAUACAUUUCUCGUUUUAUUCCGAAUAUUUUUCUUAUCAUAUUUUAUUGACAAAAAACCUCGCCUUCUUCAUAUUUUCAUUUUGUUUUGAAACAAAUCAAAAUAAAAUUGAACAUUUUUUUCAUUUUUUGCAGAGACUUGGGCUUGAAUCGGAACAAGGAAACAAAGAAGAAAUGAGUGAUAAUAAUACAAUUCGACUGAGCCGAGUUUGUUGUGAUUUUUUGGUUUUGACUUUGAUUGGUGAGUGGUUUUGGUUUUUAUUGUAAAAUAAAAAUAGAAAUUUUACCGUGAAAAAAACGUGAACUACUUUUUUUUCAUUUCAGUUUUUAUCAUUUAUGAUAUUUUUCUUAUAAAGAAACCGCAGUGAGUUUUCAAAAAUUUGAAAUUGUAAAAAAAAGUGUCGAAAUCAAAAAUAUUUCCCGCUUCUCACAUAAAAUGUCAAAAACAAAAAUUCAAUACAAAAAUUUAUUAUUCACAUCUGAAAAAUGUGACUGUAACUCAAAAUUCGAAAAAAAAAUCCACGUGGAUAAAUGCUUUUUUUGCUCAAGAGAAUUGUAUUAAUUUUCAAAAAAAAAAAAACAGAAAAUCAAUAAUGUCUGAAAUUUGCAGCCAUUCCAUUAUACAUCUUCCACGAAUUCGUUCCGCCCUAUAAACGUGGAUUCUAUUGUGACGAUGAAACUAUUCGAUAUCCAUUUAGAAGCUCGACUGUUUCUCGACAAAUGCUUAUUGUCAUUGGAUUGCUCAUUCCAAUCAUUUUGGUAAGUUUUGGUGUUAAACAGAUAUAAAUUCCAUGUUUUUACAGAUUUUGGCCACUGAAUUGUUCCGAACUUUAGCAUGGGAAAAGAAAUGUGAACAACAAUUCAAAACGUAUCAAGUUCGAAAUCAUUCAGUUCAUCGUCUUAUUGUUCGAUUAUAUUGUUUCAUUGGAUAUUUCUUUGUUGGUGUUUGUUUCAAUCAAUUAAUGGUUGAUAUUGCAAAAUAUACAAUUGGUAGACAACGUCCACAUUUCAUGGAUAUUUGUAAACCAGACAAAGGUUUUAGCACCUGUCCUAAUCCUGAUGAAUAUAUCACUGAAUUCACGUGUACUGGAGCUGACAAAAAAUUGAUUCAUGAAGCACAACUUUCAUUUUAUUCCGGACACGCUGCUUUCAGUUUUUAUGCCGCCUGGUUCACCUCGGUAUGACUAGAAAAUUCACAGAGUUUCUUAAUAAUUCUAGUAAUUUUAGCUCUACCUUCAAGCCCGUCUUUUCCGUCCACUUUUCUCCCGUCUUUUGCUUCCAGUCAUCCAAUUUUUGUUGUUCGGAGGUGCCGCUUAUGUUGCAUUGACAAGAGUUGGUUUUUUGUUUAAAGAAAAUUUGGCAGUGAUUUUGAGCACACUAUUUAUUUAUUUUUCAGAUCUCUGACUACAAACACCACUGGUCUGAUGUUUUGGUUGGUGCAAUUAUGGGAAGUGCCAUUGGUAUUUUUGUUGCUGUAUUUGUUGCCGAAGUUUUCAAGCGACGUGAAAUUCCAACAUGUGGACCGGCUAAUGAAUUUGGAUUGAUUAGGUGAGUGGAAAAAAAGGAGACAAUUUUUUAAUACAAUGCAUGUCUUCAAAGAAUUGAUUCUUGCAUCUAUUCAUUUGCGAAAAAAACCGAAAAAAUGUAUUUUUUUACAAUUUUUUUCUAUUCACCAAAAUGCACGAAAUAAAUGUCAAUCGUGACGAGACCCACACACAUUUCAAGGAGAAAAACAUGCGAGAAAAAAACAAGAAAUGAAAUUUUCGAAAGCAUGCAUUUUUCAUACUCGUUGCCUUGAAAUGAGUGUGGGUCUCGUCACGAUUGCAUGUAUUUCGCGACAAUUUGUGAUUUUGGUGAAUAGAAAAAUAUUGUAAAAAAAUACAUUUUUUUCGUGUUUUUUUGCAAAUGAAUAGAUGCAUCUGAAAAUCAAAAUAUAAUUUAUUUAUUCUGUGAAACAGUGAAAUUUUGAAAAUUAAACUGGGUGUUUUUUUAAUCCAGUUUAAUUUAAACUCAUUUCAUAAAACAGUGAUUUUUUUUUGAAUUUGAAAAAUAAAGUUUUUAAAAUCUAGUUUCAAAUAUUUUGAGAAGAAAAUUUUUCAUUCGAAGAUCAAUAUCGCUUUAUUUUCAGAGUCGAUCGCCAAGAUCACAAUAACGGAAUUCCAACCAACGGCGGUUCAACAGUUGUCUCAACUCAACAUGUCGUUGUUUCAGAAGUCGAUCCAGCAAAUCAAAGACUGUGAGUUUUUCUUUCUCCAUUUAUUUUACACAUGUAUUCAUUCACUAACAUUUUUUCAUAUACCUACAAAAAAUAAAAGCAACUCACGCUUUGUCCGAAUGUCAACCAAACAACAAAACUCUUUUCCACAAACACACAACUCACUUAUUUCCGGGUUUUAUUUAUUUUUUAUUUGAUUCCUUGAAUGGUAGUAGAAUAGUGCAUGCUUUAGAGAAAAAUAGAGAAAAACGAAAAUAUAUUGAGAAAAUGGCUGAUUUUUAGCAACGAGUGGCAGAAAAAACUUGAACAUCGCGGAAUUUCGCCGACAAACAAGUAAUUGUAGAAUUAUUAUGUGUAAAAGUAGAAAUAGAUCACAUUAAAAUGUCCAUGUUAUCCUAACUCACAAGGAGAGUGUUUCAAAAACUCGAGAAUCGAACAGUUUCCUUGUCUAAAAAUGUUUGAAUGUCCGCCAAACUUCUCCGCUUUUACUCAUGCUUUUUUCUAACAUUUUGUUUCUCAACCGCAGAAUGCCGUGUCACUGAAACACACGUUGUAGAAAUCAUGACGUCGAUCACGUGUUUAAUCUUGGCCCGCCAAAGACAAUUUCGAAACGUAAUUUCGAAACAACCGAAAUUCGACUCGAUCCCGUUAUUGUCGUCAACGUCAAAUAGAUUUUUGCUUUCUUUUUUUUAUUUAAUUUUUUUUUUGAAAUUUGUUAUGAUUUUUCUUGUAUGUAAAUAUUUUUAGCUUUGAUUUGCAGUGUUUUUUCUGUCCUGAAGACGUGUGGGAUGUGAUUUUGAGACACGUUGGAUAAAUCCGAUUAUACUUUGGCCUUUUCGGGAUGGUCGGGAUUUUAGAUUAUAUGACAUGUGGAAAACAACAAUUUUUGAGACAGAAAAAAUGAACUUCGGUGACGGAAAAUUUUCAAUAGGAUAAUUUUUAAAUUCAAAUUCAGACACUCAAAAAAUGGUCCGAAUCUGGCCCAGUUAAAUUUUGAGACAUGAUUCCUCCUCAUCAUAAAUAUUCUUUGUUUAUCAAAAUUGUAUUAUCCCAGAAGAUAAUUCGAUAAUAAAAUCAGUCUAAUCGGAUGGUUAUCAUUUUUUGACCGACCUUAUGGCUAGACAGUCUCAAAAUCACAAUUCCGCUUUUGCCUGAUAGUUUCUAGUUGGCUUCCCCCAUUCGCUUCUCUUUCUUUUCUCAUCCAACUUCUCACUUCAAUGUUGUGUUGUACUGCUGUUUUCAGCCUCUGGAAUUCGGCUCCUACUUCUCGUGGUUAUCAAUUGAAUCAAUCCGAUGUUCGAUACAUGGAUCAUUAUUAAUUCUUGCUUAUCCUAUUCAUCUUUUCUUUUUCUCUUCUUAUUUUAGAAAUCGCAUGUUUGAAGAUCAAUUCCUAUUUUGCCCUGGAAAAAUCGAAAAAUUGAUUAGUGUAAACUCUUUCUAGCAAAUGUCGUACAAAUCAAAUCAACACUGUAGAUGGGCAAAUCGAAGCCACUCAACGACUAUAAAUUUUGUGUUUUUUUUCGUUUCGUUUUUGUGAUUUCAUUUCUAUCUAUCCAAAUAUUUGUCCAUAAAUAUUAAUGAAAACUAUCCCAUCUUAUUAUUUUAAUUCACAAAAUCUGACAAAUCCGGAAUAAGGUGGGUAGAAAAGACGUAUUUAGAUCAAGCUAGAAUAAUUUUGUUGAAUUUUUUUUUCUUGAAAAUAGGCUUAUUUUCGAAAUGAUGAGAUGUCCUUGUUGAAUGUCGCAAUUGCUUUUGUGUUUUGACGUCUCGAUUGUUUUGCGAGUAUCAAAACAGUUCCAGCAAACCGACUGCUGCAUUAUCGGAUUUUGAUUCGAUGUCAUUUUAUUCGGCAAGAGAUGUUCUUUGGACUGAUGUUGAAUCUGAGAUUCGAAGUCAACGAACAACAAAUGCUGAUUAUUUGUCUAUACAAAGUGAUCCGUCUUGGGUUGUUCCGCUGUUAGCGAAAGAUAGAAACUCUUAUUUGUAUUAUUACUCGGAUUAUGAUAAUGAAUAGAAGAUUAGCUUAUUCUGACAAGGGAACUGUUUGAACUUUCAACUUUCACUCAAAACCUCAGAUGUUUUAGGAUUUUCCCUAAUGGCCUUAUGGCUUUUCUGGAUUAUGAGGCCUGAAAUAAAUUCUAGAAGGCUUAGGAGAAUUUUCUAAAAAUUUUCCUCAGAGUGAGACUUCAAACAGUUCCCUUCUGUAUUUUUCCUAGGAAAUAACGCCUUUUCAGAAUUUGUGCCAUUUAAUAAAUUCUUAUUACCAUCACGUGUUUUAACCUGAUGUUGAAAAAUGAGUGAAGAUUAAAACCAAAAACGGAUUUAUUAGUUGAUUAGAUUAUGAGUUUUGUCAUAAAAACAGACAUCGGACGAAAGUGUGAGGAAAAAUAGAACAGUUGUUUAUUGUUUACCAAUUUUCAGCGUAAAAUCGGCAGAUGAAGCACGACGCGACUUCUUCCAACAAGCCUAA